AUGAAGCCGCAGUUUAUCCAGUCUGUGGCGCACGAGGAGGCCGUUCUCGCCAUCAUUGUACAACUGAUUGGAAUGUCUCUGAUUUUAUCAUCAACUGCAAUGUUCGUAAAGCAGGAAUCGCUUCACAAAGUCGAGAAUCUUCAACAGAUGAACAUUUUACUAUGUAGCACCAUCUUUCUGAUCAUAGACUGGAUCCUCGUGCUACCUGGGACCUGGCCGUGCGAACUGUUCUCUAUUGUAUUCAUGGUGUUUGGGUCAGCUAGUACUUUCUCCACUGUAGGAAUAGCUCUGGGAAGAUAUAAGAAAAUGAUGGGAUUUUCAUUACCAAUAUCAGACAAACUGUGGAUCAUUAUUGAAAUGUUGAUUGUUUGGUUUGCCAGUUUACUUCUUGCAGUUUACCCUAUAUGGCAGAAGGUCACAUUGACAACAAAACAGGCUUCACUUGCGAGUAACAAGUCUGAGGAAUACAACCCAACAGCAGAUAAAAUUCAAUUUGACGUCUGCUUCUUUAAAGAUAACUUUUUGUACAGCAAUAAUCACAUGAGCAUUAUUUUCAUGUGUGGCACAGUGGUUUUACCAGUCGGAUCUAUUUUAUUCUUUUACAUCAAGAUAUUCCAAAGAAUUCGGAAAGCACGUCUAAGUUCUUGGUUAAAUCAUAUGGCCUUGCAACGAAGCCAGCAGACGCAGGUGAUACAAUGUGCAGGCAGGAAAGCAAACGUGUUCCAACUGACAUCAUCACAUCCGAACGACCAAAAUGCUCAAAGAUUUAAUAGCAUUUCCUCUAAAAGAGAGAAAAGUGUAUUUCUGAAAGGACUUUUCGCAGUUAUUGUUGUACUGCUAUGUUGGAUGCCAUUUGCUGCGGUCUGGUUACAUGUGUCUAUAGUUGGGUUCCAGUGGAAAUACAUUAUCUAUGUUCGUUACCUUGUGAUUAACGCCAAAAUAUCAGUCAUAUUAAAUGUAGCCCACUAUAUUUGUUUCAAUGUAAAAUAUAGGAACUUGUAUAUACAAACGGUUUUUGGACCAUUUACAAACUUCCUCAAUACUCUAUACACAGAGAGUCAAGAAGUUACCUGCGCUAUAGACUCGCAGAUAGCCACAUGUCCGAAGUCGUCCGGUUUUGAUAAAUCAAUAUUUACAACAAGACAUUCUAGGACACUUUUGGAACCAAUUGAAGAAGGUCAACAUAAAGAAACAGAAACAAACGAGAAGCCAAAUGUUCUGCAAAGGCGUAAAAGCUCCAAGAUGAUUAAACUUCAAAGAGCUUUAUCCCUGCCUAAAAGUCAAAGAAUCAACUGUGUUAGCCCAGUUGAAAAUAUUCUGUCAAAUUCUGUGAGCUAAAACUACAGAGCUUACCAACAUAUUGAUAGUGAUAAAA
This is a messenger RNA of Ruditapes philippinarum (Manila clam), 1375 nucleotides long. RefSeq lists its product as uncharacterized. Bases 1 to 1338 code for a protein of 445 amino acids. Gene Ontology annotation, cellular component: membrane. NCBI's taxonomy places the organism in Eukaryota, Metazoa, Mollusca, Bivalvia, Venerida, Veneridae. The transcript is spliced from 2 exons. The record is from RefSeq and is a predicted model, not a curated record. Gene Ontology annotation, biological process: neuropeptide signaling pathway. Gene Ontology annotation, molecular function: G protein-coupled peptide receptor activity.